Molecule: messenger RNA, 1011 nt
Organism: Ophidiomyces ophidiicola
Lineage: Eukaryota; Fungi; Ascomycota; Eurotiomycetes; Onygenales; Onygenaceae
Gene: LIA1
Product: deoxyhypusine hydroxylase
Exons: 2
Coding region: 1-1011 (336 amino acids)
Biological process (GO): peptidyl-hypusine biosynthetic process
Molecular function (GO): deoxyhypusine monooxygenase activity
Source: RefSeq, a predicted model, not a curated record
AUGGAGGCAACUACUAUUGAUACUAUCCAGAGAAAUGGUGACUCAAAAGAGACUGUCGAGUAUCUGCGAGAGAUCAUCACGUCCGAAUCCUCCCCUCUCGCCCAGCGAUUCCGCGCACUUUUUUCUCUAAAACAUAUUGCCUCAUCGAAACCACCAACGGAAGAAACAAUUCCAGCUAUUGAGGCCAUUUCUGCAGCGUUCACCUCUUCAUCUGCCUUGCUUAAACAUGAACUUGCAUAUUGUCUAGGACAGACUAGAAAUUUGGAUGCUGUCCCGCAUCUUCGAAGAGUGUUAGAAGACCGGGAGGAGGAUGCGAUGUGCCGCCAUGAAGCUGCAGAAGCCUUGGGGGCGCUUGGAGAUUCUGGAAGUUUAGAAAUGCUUCAACGUCUGCGGGAUGAUGCCUCUGAGGAAGAGGUUGUUCGAGAAACUUGCGAUAUUGCUGUUGACAGGAUACUGUGGGAGAACUCGAAGGCCAGCAAGUGUGAAGAACUAAAGGAGAGUGACUUCACGUCAAUUGACCCAGCCCCGCCGCUUCCGCUUUCCAACGAGAGAUCAAUCCCGGAGCUGAAGCAGACACUCCUCGACUCGAGCCUUCCACUGUUCAAGAGAUACCGCGCAAUGUUUGCCUUGCGCGACCUUUCCUCUCCUCCCGAUCUACCCACCGCAGUCCCGGCAAUAUUAGCAUUGGCUGAAGGUUUUCAAGACCGCUCCGCCCUCUUCCGACAUGAAAUAGCAUUUGUUUUUGGCCAGCUUUCUCACCCCGCCAGUAUCCCUAGUCUUAUUGCUACGCUGAGUGAUAAAGAAGAGGUUGGUAUGGUUCGACAUGAGGCUGCGGAGGCUCUAGGAAGUUUAGGUGCCGAGGAGGGGGUUGAAGAAACGCUGAAAAGGUUUUUGAACGACCCAGAGAAGGUAGUGAGGGAUAGUAUCAUUGUCGCACUCGACAUGGCAGAGUAUGAGAAGAGCGGCGAUCAGGAGUACACUUUAUUGCCGGAACCAGUGGCAGCGGCAUAA